This is a messenger RNA of Benincasa hispida (wax gourd), 1694 nucleotides long. Its product is annotated as cucurbitadienol 11-hydroxylase-like. Gene Ontology annotation, molecular function: monooxygenase activity; iron ion binding; oxidoreductase activity, acting on paired donors, with incorporation or reduction of molecular oxygen. Gene Ontology annotation, biological process: brassinosteroid homeostasis; brassinosteroid biosynthetic process; multicellular organism development. NCBI's taxonomy places the organism in Eukaryota, Viridiplantae, Streptophyta, Magnoliopsida, Cucurbitales, Cucurbitaceae. The record is from RefSeq and is a predicted model, not a curated record.
GUUCACCGGAAUUAUAAGUAUACACACACUUCAUACUCCUCUUUGUUGUGAGAAUUAAUAAAAUGGAUCAGUCUGAAUCAGUAAUGUGGACGCCGGAAUUAGCCAUCGCCGCCGCCGUGGUGGUGGUUAUUGGUGUGACGCAGUACUUGAUAUACAGGUGGAGGAAUCCUAAAUGCAAUGGAGUUCUUCCUCCGGGCUCCAUGGGCUUCCCUCUCAUUGGAGAGACUAUUCAGUUUCUUUCCCCCGGUCACACUCUCGACCUUCUUCCCUUCAUCAAGAAAAGAGUCCACAAAUAUGGACCCAUAUUCCGGACGAGCCUGGUGGGUCGACCCAUUGUGGUGACGGCUGACCCUGAAAUCAACAGCUUCAUUUACUCCCAAGAAGGAAAGACGGUGGAGCUGUGGUAUCUGGACUCCAUCUCCAAGGUGUUCAAACAAGACGGCGAGGCUCGGACCACAGCCGGUGGGGGCGUCCAUAAGUACCUCCGAACCAUCACUUUAAACCACUUCGGUUCCGAAAGCAUCAAGGCGAAGCUACUGGCUGAUAUCCAGCGAUACGUUAAUAAAGUUAUCGGUCACUGGUCUAGCCAGCCCUCCGUUGAAGUACAACGCCAAAUUAUGGCCAUGCUAUACGAUUUCAACGCAGGUAUAUUGUUCGGAUAUGACCCCGAAAAGUCCAAUGAGAAAAUAAGCGAGAGUUUAAUCACUUUAGCAUAUGGGUUCAUGGCCAUCCCAUUGAACAUCCCAGGAACCCAGUACAACAAGUGUCUCAAGGCACAAAAGAAGCUGGUCAACACGUUCAAGGCUCUCGUCAAGGAGAGGCGCCAAGCCUCGGUUGCCACCGUCGCUGCUCGUGGAGAUUUUCUCGAUCAAGCUCUCCGUGAUAUCGAAAUUGAACAAUUUCUCACUGAAGAGUUCGUUGUCAAUUUGUUGUUUGGUAUUUCAUUUGCAAGUGGCUCCAUUUCCACAUCUCUUAUCUUGAUGUUCAAGUUACUGGCAGAAAAUCCAUCGGUCCUGGAGGAGUUGACCGCUGAGCACAAUGAAUUUUUGAAACAAAGAAAAGAUCCAGAAUCUCCAAUCACGUGGGAGGAAUACAAAUCGAUGAAAUUUACGCUUCAAGUUAUAUAUGAAACUUUGAGAUUAACAAAUGCAAUGCCUUUUCUGUUGCGGAGAACGAUAAAAGACUUGAACAUCAAAGGAUAUACAAUUCCAGCUGGAUGGACGAUAAUGGUUACCAACUCAGCUCUCCACUUGAACCCUAGAACCCAUAAGGAUCCAUUGGACUUCAACCCAUGGCGUUGGAAGGACCAAGACCAAUAUUCGAUUUCAAAGAACUUGCAACCAUUUGGAGGCGGAACUCGGCAAUGCGCCGGAGCGGAUUACACCAGGGUUUUCAUGGCCAUUUUCCUCCAUGUUCUUGUCACCAAGUAUAGUUGGAAAAAGGUGAAGGGAGGAGACAUUUCUCGAAGUCCUGUUCUCAAAUUUGGAGAUGGCAUUCAUGUCAGCUUCUCAGCAAAAGCUUAAAUUAGUCUAAUUAUGGGAAAAAACAAUGCUUUGGUUUGACAAGCUCCAGUUCUUAUUUAUUUCAAUCAAUAUUAUUCUCUCGUUUUCGUUUGUUUAACUAUGUUAUGCUCAAUAAAGGCUUGAUACCAUUGUAUAAAUACCGACUGUAGUUUUAUCGGUGUGUUCUUUUAA